AUGGCAUCUGUAAUUGCGCCCGUCUGGACGACGCGCAAGGCAUCCAUAUUCACUCAGCAUGCCUCUGAGAAGACGCUCCGCGAUCUCUACGCGGAUGAGUUCUUCCUCGAGAAGCAACAUCUCGUCGAGGACGACCAGAUCGAAGAGCAAUAUGCCCUUGCUAUUCUGCCUAACCACUGCUUCCAGGUCGAACCUGUUUCUAUAGGCAAGCGACACGAUUCGGUCAUGAGCAACGCUCAUCCAGCAUUCGUGGCAAAGCCGGUUCAGGACAUGCAGCACGUCUGCCGACCGUACUCAGCUCAGGCUACUACACUUCUUUUCGACACAGAUGUCCCGUACGACAAUGACGAAGAAGUUGAUUUGUAUAAAGACCUUUAUCCCAUAGAGACUGAGGAGAUACCCGCGCCUGAACCCGCACAGCAGAUCAUCAAGUGCUCAUCCACUCCAGAACUGCUUGAUACCAGUGACUUCAAGCUCCAGCCUAAUCUUACUGGCCCUUUGCGCGAUCGUGUAUCUGAGAUGCUGGACUUCGACAUCUACGAAGUCCAAGAGACCGCGCCUAAGUGUGUGCCGAACCGCGAGGGCCGCCCACUGGUUUGUCCGAUACCUCUCUACACCGUGGCCGAGGUUGAUGAGCUAGGCAGUUUAUCCACGCAAGAGCUAACGCUUUUACCUAGCGAUACCAUCUUUCGUAUCUCGGCUGCUGGGUGCAACAGCGUGCUUCACCAGAUUCCCGCUCGCCCCUUCCUGCCGGGUCUCGAGCACCUCACUCGUAUCGAGAGUCACGCUGCUUUCAUUUCCUAUGAUCGCGACAUUGAGUUACUGGCGCAAUCUUCUGUUGAGUUCCUCGAUGACCAUCAUCACUUCGAGUCGCCUUGUCAGGGUGAUAAGUUUGUAGGCUAUAUGGCUCUGGAUCAGGUCAUAGCUAACUUCAACAUUGUGUCAGACAGUGUUUUUCAGCAGUAUGAUGCGUGCGACACUGUCUCAGACAUCUCUGAUGACGAGAUUGAUGAGUUAUCGAUGUCUCAACCGUCGCAGCUGACUUAUUACGAUGCUGACAGGCAACAGUUCACUGGCUACACGGCUUUCAACCAGCUCCUCAUGGUUAACAAUAACGACGACUCACUGUCGCACGUCCACCGUGAUGACGAAUACUCGGGCUCUGACUUUGGUUUCGUGGAUACUGUCCGUGAGAUGGGUGACUUGCGUGUUGUCAACGACACCACUCCAUUGCAGGGACCAGUGCCCCAGCCACGGUCACACUCACCUGACUAUGAUGGUGUAGACAUCAGCUACGACCCUCAGCGCUCAGGAAUACACACAACAGACACGACUAAGUCACGCUUAUUCGAGGACCUACAAUCGUUUGCGCGCCGUCGUUCAUCCAGAUGGCGUCCAAGCUUGAUUGUCCAGACGCAACUCAGCGACGUCAGUGAAUAUACUUCUGGUAAAGGCCAGGAUCCGUGUAGCCCGCCAUCAUUUGAUACAAUUUCCGACUUCGAGGAGUGUCGCGGCUUCGUGAAGCCAACAUCUGCUCGUCGCGCCAAUUUCCUGGACGAUGAAGACUCGGACGAUGACAUGGAUAUACCACAGUCGUCAUCUUCUGACGUGUCUAUUGACUUCACAGAGCGUCCAAGCCUUUUGAUUGCCUCAUCAACCCGUCGCGCUGGUUUUCUAGAUGACGAAGCUUCGAAUGAUGAAUCGGAAGUGUCGCAGUCAGUGAACAUUUCCAGCGUCUCCGAGACCGAGCCAACCGGUUCAAACGCUAGGUCUUCUCUGCCUGGUCCGUCUGUUUUCGAUGCAUGCGCAGACUUCACAGAGUGCAGUCGUUUCCAACAGGGAUCAGUGGCUGGGUUGGAGCUAUCUCAAUCCGCGAGCAAUACCAGUCUCCCUGGGUUCGAGCCGUCCAUUUCAGCGCCAACAUCUCCAAUCAUAGAGCAUAUCAUCACGCUCUUCGACAACCAGAUCUGGCAUCAAGGUGUGGACUUGUUCAUUGCCAUGCCGCUGACUCCAGUCGAUCCGUGUCUGCCGUCAGCUGACCAAUUCCCUCCAGCAGACAUUCUAUACUCACUCGAAACCGAGCUGUAUGGGCUCAUGGCCUCGCUAUUUAGUUGCCUCAGCAGCGACCAGUUCGCCGAAGCAUUGACGCUUGGGAGUGAUCUCCAAUGGGCCAUAAGCGCAAUCACCGGCGUGUACCCGCGCCUAGAUCUAAUGCAGCGCUUGAGCAACACUGUUGAGAUUCUCCUGAAGCGGGUUGUAGCUUUGGGCAGACGUUAA
Messenger RNA from Parastagonospora nodorum SN15, 2277 nucleotides. RefSeq lists its product as hypothetical. Bases 1 to 2277 code for a protein of 758 amino acids. The record is from RefSeq and is a predicted model, not a curated record. The transcript is spliced from 2 exons. Lineage: Eukaryota; Fungi; Ascomycota; Dothideomycetes; Pleosporales; Phaeosphaeriaceae.